CUGACGUUGAGCUGAUUCGGUGGCCAGCCAAAAGCCCCGAUUUAAACCCCAUUGAGAACGUUUGGGGUCAAAUGGUUCUCAAUUGGGAUCCAAACGAUGUCCGAAACAAAGAAAAUUUGAGUGGAGUGGUAUUUCAAACUUGGAAACUUUUAAGAGGAAGUGAAAUGUGUUGGAAUAUGGUGGCGAAUAUGCAUUCCAGGAUUAAUUUAGUCCUAGACAACGGAGGAGGUCACAUCGGAUAUGACGCAUGGACUACGCAUGAAGAGUUGCCUUGCUUAACCAUUGGUGGCCUUUGCGUCUCGUCCACGGAUUGCCAAGAUGCAAAUCGCGUCCCAGUUAAAGGCCUGUGUCCACAACAACAGAAAAAUGGAAUCGAAUGUUGUUAUGCUUUGCCAUUCUCGGAAACUCGAUGUCAGAAACGUGGAGGUGAAUGCGUAGAAAAACAGCAAAAGUGCCCUCCAAACCUCAUAUUUUCACGAGCCACAGAUUGCGGCGAGAGGGAAAAUUGUUGUAUUUUGGUUAAUUAAUUUGCUGCAUAUAAACACUAUCUACCUAC
This is a messenger RNA of Leguminivora glycinivorella, 556 nucleotides long. Its product is annotated as U-scoloptoxin(19)-Tl1a-like. NCBI's taxonomy places the organism in Eukaryota, Metazoa, Arthropoda, Insecta, Lepidoptera, Tortricidae. The record is from RefSeq and is a predicted model, not a curated record. Bases 72 to 527 code for a protein of 151 amino acids. The transcript has 3 exons.